Messenger RNA from Ostreococcus tauri, 423 nucleotides. Its product is annotated as Heat shock protein DnaJ, cysteine-rich domain. The record is from RefSeq and is a predicted model, not a curated record. The coding region runs from base 1 to 423 and encodes 140 amino acids. The transcript has a single exon. NCBI's taxonomy places the organism in Eukaryota, Viridiplantae, Chlorophyta, Mamiellophyceae, Mamiellales, Bathycoccaceae.
AUGUCCACAGCGCGCGUCGUCGCGACGACGUCGACGCCGACGACGCGGUCUCGCGCGCGGUCUCGCGCGCGCGACGGCGGCGCGCGCGCGACGACGCGGGCGUUGCCGAGCGAUCCGUACGAGACGAAUCAACUCUUCGCGGUCGCGGGCGCGACGUUCGCGCUCGGCGCGUGCGCGCUCGCGCUCGCGUCGAGGGGCGAUCCGGAACCGUGCGCGUCGUGUUCGGGCUCGGGCGGGGAUCCGUGCGUGUUCUGCGACGCCACGGGACGGCGAACGACGCCGACGGGGGGGGCGGACGCGACGGCGCGGGCGCUCGACGGCGCGCUCGGGACGACGCGGAGGAACCCGUACGAGUGCACGGCGUGUAAGGGCUCGGGGUUGAUCAUGUGUCGACGGUGUCGAGGCACUGGGUUCGUUGGAUAG